AUGUCCACCUCAUCAAUCUACACCAAUCCCGAUGCAAAAUCGUGGAUAUAUACCGAUAACACAGACAUGGCACCGAUUCAAGCCUUCCACCGUCGUCUUCAAGGUUACCAAGAAACCCCCUUGAUCCCUCUCCCCGACCUCUCAAAACAGCUAGGCGUCAACACCAUCUUCGUGAAAGACGAGAGCAGUCGUCUCAGUCUCCCUGCAUUUAAAAUCCUGGGUGCAUCAUGGGGCGUAGUUCGCGCCAUCAUUGACUUGCAGACACAAAAUCACACCAACUCAGAUCCAGAUCCAAUCCCCAACUCGAAUUCGAGCCUCGACGAAAUCGCCUCUGCCGCGCAGAAAGCCGGUACAAUCCUCUUCGCCGCAACCGAAGGCAACCACGGCCGCGCGGUAGCGCGCAUGGGCAAACUACUCAGCAUUCUCGUGCGUAUAUUCAUGUCGAAAUUCGCCGACGCAUGGACGAUACAGAAAAUCGAGAAGGAAGGUGCCUCCUGUGGCUGUGACGGUUCUCACGACGAUGCUGUGGCUAUGGCGCAUAGAGAGUCCCAAGCAACUCCCAACAACGGCUUGCUCGUGCAAGAUAACGCGUUCGAAAACUACGAACAGAUCCCGGCUUGGACCGUUGAGGGCUACUCGACGCUCCUAUUCGAAGUGGAGGACCAACUCGCCAGGCAAGGUUUAAAGGCCACGGCAAUUGUGACGCCAAUUGGCGUCGGAUCGCUGGGCCAUGCGGCCAUUGCACAUUGUAAAUCAAACAGACGAUACGUAAAGGUAUUGACAGUCGAGCCAACGACUGCGGCGUGUCUGUACCAGAAUCUCCAGGCGGGCAAAUGGAGCCCGAUCCCAACCUCAGCGACAAUUAUGAAUGAAAUGAAUUGCGGGACGGUAUCGCCGAUUUCAUGGCCGGUGUUUGAGAAGGGGGUCGAUGCCGCCAUCACGGUCUCGGACGCGGAGUGUCAUGACGCCGUGCAGUAUUUGCAGAGGCAUGGUGUGAAUGCAGGCCCUUGUGGUGCUGCAGCGCUGGCGGCGUUGAGGAAGGCUGCGGCGACGGAUCCGGAGCCGGCGGGUUUGAAUAAUAGGGAUGCUGUCGUUGUGCUCUUGAGCACUGAGGGGAAAAGAGAUUACGUAGUGCCAACAUACGAUAAAUAUUGA
Messenger RNA from Rhinocladiella mackenziei CBS 650.93, 1155 nucleotides. RefSeq lists its product as uncharacterized. The transcript has a single exon. The record is from RefSeq and is a predicted model, not a curated record. Lineage: Eukaryota; Fungi; Ascomycota; Eurotiomycetes; Chaetothyriales; Herpotrichiellaceae. Bases 1 to 1155 code for a protein of 384 amino acids.